This is a messenger RNA of Pomacea canaliculata, 1803 nucleotides long. RefSeq names its product iduronate 2-sulfatase-like. Gene Ontology annotation, molecular function: iduronate-2-sulfatase activity. The record is from RefSeq and is a predicted model, not a curated record. Lineage: Eukaryota; Metazoa; Mollusca; Gastropoda; Architaenioglossa; Ampullariidae.
GAGCGGACAUUUGUCACAUCUCCAUGGUUUCAUCAACGGCUACAUUUUAUAGAAGAUGCCACUUCUCUUGCCGUCAAAGAAAUGCUUUCAAAUGGCUGAUGUUUCUUGUAGUUUUGUGGUCUCGAUCACAUGCAAAAACAACUACAGCAGAAUAAAGAGUAAAAACGUUUUCUAUAAAUUAAAAAUAAAAAUAAUUAAAAUAAAAACAAAAGCAUGCUUUAAACUUUAAAAAAAUUGACUUAUGUUCAAAUUGUACCUUAGAUUAUUUCUCACGAUUUUUUAUGAUUCACGUAUUUAAAAAAUAUAUAUAUUAUUACGAUGCUGUGUAUAAAGAAAAUGAAGACCACUGGGUGAAGGGUCGAUAACUUUUAGACGUUAGUAAUUUCGAUGAAAUGAGGUUGCUUCCCCUAGAUUCAACCUUGCAUGCUCUACUUGGUGAUAUAACGUGAAGUAUGCUGCCUGCCGUGGCAGACGACUGCUGCCUACUGGAACAACAGCCAGCAUCCGGAGAAUCUCGCAGCAAGACCUAAAUCAGAGGUGUCAGUGUUACAAAAGAAGUCAACAUGUCAAUAACUACUGCACUGGCAUUUGUAGUCCUCGCUCUCAUUUGUCGAUCGACUACCAUCAUUUCGAAAGCUGCCGCCACGCCGAAUGUUCUCUUUAUCGUGGUGGACGAUCUGCGGCCGACGCUCGGUUGCUAUGGCGAUCCAAUCGCAGCCACCCCGAAUAUCGACAGUCUGGCCAGGAAGAGCGUUGUGUUUGAUAGAGCGUACGUUCAGCAAGCUUUGGGAGGGCCGAGUCGUACAUCAUUCUUGACUGGUCGCCGUCCCGACACCACCAGAGUAUAUGACAACAACGUCUACUGGCGCCACCACUCAGGCAACUACACCACGCUGCCGCAGCACUUCAAAGAGAACGGCUACCUCACUCAGUCUUUCGGAAGUGUGUUCCAGCAAGGUAAGGCUUCAAACUGGACAGAUGACUUCCCGUACAGCUGGAGUGCACCCCCUUACCACCCGUCCUCUGAGGUGUACACCCGGGCUAAGGUGUGCCAGAGAGAAGACGGGUGCUUGGUGAACGUCAUUUGUCCAGUCAACGUCAGCGAGGUGCCGGGUGGCACCUUACCCGACAUUCAGGUCACGGACUUUGCCAUCGAGUUCCUGCGCAACAGAAGUGCUCACAGGGAGCAGCCUUUCUUUCUGGGCGUUGGCUUCCAGAAACCAGGCAUCCCUUUCAUGUAUCCACGGGAAUAUCUGGAGCUGUACCCGAUGUCAGAGAUGCACUUGGCGCCCAAUCCUACCUUCCCAGACUUGCUGCCAAUUGUCGCGUGGAACCCUUGGACCGACAUCCGGGACUUUGAUGACGUCAAGGCCCUCAACGUCUCCUUCCCUUUUGGGGCUCUUCCGCCAGACUUUCAGUUAAAGUUGCGCCAAAGUUACUACGCCUCUACCAGCUAUGUGGAUGCUCUUGUGGGUCGCUUGUUGGAGGCGCUAGACAACAACGGCUUCGCUGGCAGCACAACUAUCAUCUUUAUAGGAGAUAACGGAGUCUCCCUCGGGGAACACCAAGAAUGGUCAAAAUACAGCAAUUACGAAGUAUCCGUGAAAGUUCCACUCAUGGUUUAUGUUCCGGAAGUGACAUCCCGAGUGACAGUGGCGGGGAGUAACUUCCCUUUUCUUGAUGCACUCGCCAAUAUCCAAGACUAUGCACCCAGGCGAUCAAGAAACCUGGCCAGGAGCAACCUUUCGUCAUUUCAUCACAGCUAAUGUCAAAGAUGAUUCACGAGAACCUCUCCAGGAUAAA